AUGCACCCUCUCAAGAGACGUUUCGAGCCUGUGUUGUUGGACAGAUACCCUGCCAAGGAUGCGACAGACGAGAUCAGCCGUCGUGGCAAGUUCCCAGACUACGUUCCCAUGUUUGCUUUCCCCAACGACAUCCAUAUCGUGUCUUCAGACGAGCGACCCCGUUCCACCUGGCACGGCUUCACUAUGACCUCGGACGACAACUCCAAGAUCUAUGGUAUCACCAUCAUAAUCUGGACUGCCCUGACCUCUGAGGUUGCAGAUGAAGUGGAAAAGAGAUGCGAGCAGUGGCGGCAGAGUCACAUGUCAAACGAAGAGCGGGAGCUGGCGGCCAGUCUCGGUGUGCGACUUGCAGCUGAGCGUGCCCACCUCUCUCAGCUUCUCGCAAAGCUUCCGACAAUUCCUUCUGGAUCCUCCGCUCGCGACAUUCUGGAUGACCAGAUCAGUACCGUAGAGGAGAAGAUCAGUCUCAUGACGGAAAUGUUGAGACCACUACGACACGGUGCCGCUUCCAAGAUCGACGGCUUGACUGCUGGAGAGAGUGGUCUGUGGGCUCCUAGAGCCUACGGUAUCUUGGGAAGAGACAACACCAGAAUGUCGUUCUGGAAAGAGUGGCUGCGAGCUGUUAUCGUGCCAAUGACCGACGGCGCUGUGCUUCGGGUGCCACCUAGCUCCCCUAAGGUUGGCCGCUGGCAACCCCUUGAACGAUAUGUUGUCAACCUCUGUACCGAGGCGUUCAGUCCACUGGGCUCCAAAACGCAGGUUGAGCUGGGCGUGCGGGAGUUGCGACUCUACUGCCGGAAGGAGGCCAUCAACGAGAUCCCUGGGGCAAGGACCAUUGACAUCUACGCCCUGUUCAGGUGUUUGUCCACGGAAAACAUCGUUGCCUUGUUCGAGUAUGCCAUGUCGGAGUCUCGCAUCAUUUUCAUGUCCUCCCAUACUGGCAUGCUCCAUCUGGCAUGUCACGCACUGGUCAACUUGUUGUAUCCUCUUAAGUGGGCGAGCAUCUUCAUACCCGUGCUUCCCGCGCGUCUCAUCUCUGCCUUGGAGGCACCCUGCCCAUACAUCGUUGGUAUCGAGCGACGAUAUGAAAAGAUCGAGCUUCCGGACGACGAUUAUGUGUUGGUCGACCUGGACAUGGAUACGAUCGAUGCUACUGCGCAGCCUGUCCGUCUGCCACGACAGCACCGCCGCAAGCUCAUCUCUCUGCUGCACGUGGCUGCCCCGCACCAUAUCCGGUAUGGAGUGGCUACCGGCCCUCCGCCGUACGCGAUGGAGUCGUACCCGUACGAUGCCUUCUCGGUCGAGAACGACACAUUAUUCAACUCCAAUACUGCCGCUAGCACCCUCGGCAAAUGGGUCACACAGAACUCUUCGUCGUUUGGAGAGCCGGAACCCCCAACUCGCAAGUCGGACCGACCCGGCACUAGCAAGUCCGGUAAAACUAGCCCGCAGUCUUCUGUUUCACCGGUGUCCAUGAACUUUCCGCCAAUGCCAACCACGCCAGUGUCACGAAGCGACUCCGGCUUCGCCCAGACUCUGAGGGAGAAGAAGUCGGGUCACUUUGACGAAAAAUCUCGACGCAGCUCGUCCUUUGGGAUGGACAAGCAUCCGCCGUUGCAUCGGCCCAGCUUGCCUUUCCUGAGCGGCCACAACCCUAGCAUGUCGGUAUCCGCCAUCUCGGUCGAUUCGCAGUCUUCGUAUGGAGGCUACACGCCGGGUUAUGCCCCGUCGACCUAUGCGCAGUCCACGUUAGCAGCCUCUACCAUCAUGCCUAACAUGCUGGUACAGCCCGUGCGGAAUACCGAUACCAUGGUUUGGGUUGAGGGUCACUGCUUCAACUGGAUUCCCCACGACAUGUCGUCUACAUGCUCGGUCUGCGACGAAAAGUCUGAGGGAGAUGGCAUUUACGAGUGCUCUCACUGCGAUGCGCAUGCUCAUAACCGCUGCCUCGGGCAAGUCUCGGUAGUAUGCAAGGAAGCAUUCCAUGCGGAUCGUGUACGAGCUGCCUUCGUCCGAUGUCUCGCCAGUUUGCUGUACACUUACAGGAAGCACCUCGGUCGUCCUACCCGGGAGCAAAAGAGCAAUGGCCAGCUCUACUCCUUCGAUAUGAACGGUUUCAUUAAGAGUCUUCCAUAUGAUCAACAGGAGUAUGCUACAAUGUUGAGAGAUACUCAAGCUUUCAACGAAUUCAUCCACGAACGGGAGACUCACUCGGCAACGCAUUCUUCGAUCCGUCUCUUCGAUGAGAUCAUCAUGGCCAAGAAGGCUCGUGGUCGGCCCGGACUCUCGACGGGAUUCUCACGUCUUUCGACCCUCCGCAUGUCGCACGGCGCAUCGAGCAACGUGUCCGGCUUUGCUGCGCCUUCCAAGCUCAAGAUACCCACUUAUCUGGGCGACACUUCCGACCACAUGUGGCGGACGGCUUCGGUGCCAGUUCCCAGCGCUAAAUUCCCCGGCGAGUACCGCACCGUCGUCACUCGGAUUCCCACCAAGCUGGACCCCAGUCUCAUGAGAGAGCCCCGAGCGAUCCAGGGUGUCCCCCGGGCAGAGCAACGGACACGCGGUCUCAUCCGGAAGCAAGUUCCCAGCAUGGUUGGCAGUCCGCCCAACUAG
Colletotrichum spaethianum is the source of this 2613-nucleotide messenger RNA. Its product is annotated as DENN domain-containing protein. Gene Ontology annotation, biological process: regulation of Rab protein signal transduction. Gene Ontology annotation, cellular component: cytoplasmic vesicle. The record is from RefSeq and is a predicted model, not a curated record. NCBI's taxonomy places the organism in Eukaryota, Fungi, Ascomycota, Sordariomycetes, Glomerellales, Glomerellaceae. The transcript is spliced from 3 exons. Bases 1 to 2613 code for a protein of 870 amino acids.